Sinocyclocheilus rhinocerous is the source of this 4312-nucleotide messenger RNA. RefSeq names its product FYVE and coiled-coil domain-containing protein 1-like. Gene Ontology annotation, cellular component: lysosome; autophagosome; late endosome. The record is from RefSeq and is a predicted model, not a curated record. NCBI's taxonomy places the organism in Eukaryota, Metazoa, Chordata, Actinopteri, Cypriniformes, Cyprinidae. The transcript is spliced from 17 exons. Gene Ontology annotation, biological process: plus-end-directed vesicle transport along microtubule; positive regulation of autophagosome maturation. The coding region runs from base 158 to 4312 and encodes 1384 amino acids. Gene Ontology annotation, molecular function: metal ion binding.
CCUCUGAUUGGAUUAGCUUGCUGUCAGUCAAUCUUAGUACCGCCCCCUGUAAUGGCAGCAGGGUUGGAUCUACUGUAAAUAAUCGAUGAGAUCAGCUUUCUGUAUUAAGCAUAAUGUUGACUUUAUGAAUCAUCCACACUAACAUAUUCAGCCUACCAUGAGUACAGUGGGAGAAAAUCAGCUGCAGAGAAUAAUCAGAGAUCUGCAUGAUGCAGUUUCUGAGCUGAGCAAAGAACAUCGUGAUACUGGCGAGCCCAUCACUGAUGACAGCUCCAGCCUUCACAAGUUUUGCUAUAAACUGGAGUACCUACUGCAGUUUGACCAGAAAGAGAGGACCACAUUUCUGGGAAGCAGGAAAGACUACUGGGACUAUUUCUGUGACUGCUUGGCCAAGAUUAAAGGAGCUAAUGACGGCAUUCGCUUUGUCAAAUCAAUCCCCGAGCUGAAGACAUCAUUAGGGAAAGGACGGGCUUUCAUUCGCUACUGUCUGGUGCACCAAAGGCUGGCAGACACUCUUCAGCAAUGUCUUAUGAACUACAAAACCACAUGUGAGUGGUAUUAUGAACGCAGUCCCUUCCUGAAGUCCCAUCUGAACAUUGAUCUCAUCAACCACCUGUAUGAACUCAAUGAGGUCCAGUUUGAUGUAGCAUCCCGAGGUCACGACCUUGACUCUGACUGGCCCACUUUUGCUAGAAAGACUCUGGGAUCAGCUAUCUCACCCGCCCAUGCGUGGUCGUUGUCGAUUAAUUUCAAUCUCUUUUCCCUCAUGCAGCAAGCUCAAGAGUUUCUUCCAGGCCAAGAUUUUGGCUCUAGUCUUCUAGGUGAUCUCGGGGAAUUAGGUGAGUUGUCCUGUAGUGCUUCUGAGGAUCUGCGCAUUGAGCUCGACCAGUCAGAGUUGAAACAACAAGAGCUCCAAGAGAAGAUCAGGCAACUCACCAGUGAAGCAGCUGAUCUGAAGGCCGUGGUCAAAGACCUACAGAAGCAACUCUUGGCUAAAGGUCCUAAUCAAGAGAAAGAAGAAGAUCAGGAGGUGGUGAAAGCUGUUAGAGAGUGCGCAGAUCACCUCCAUACCACCACACAGGGACUGGAGGCUCUACGGACAUCAGAACGCAACCUAGAAGCCAAACUGAGCAUUGCGGAGAACAGAAACAUGGAGUUGCUAGCAAAACUCGACGGAGCUCUGAGCGAAAAAGGACAGCAGGCCACCAACUACUGCGACUCGGCCUGGAAGAUCCAAGAGCUCCUGACCAAGCUAAAGGAGGCAGAGGAAGAGAGGAUUGAGUGUAAACGAGAAAGUGAAGAUCGGGCGAGACUAGCUGAGCAACUUGCCCAGGAGCUGAAGCUUCAGGAAGAGAAACUAAAAGAGAUGGAAAACAAACUGGACACUUGUAGCGACAAAGAACGAACAACCGCAAUGCAGCAGGCUGAUGAGCUGCAGAUGACCAUCAACCGCCUUCAAGGAGCACUUUCUCUGAAGGAGCGGGAAAUGGGGAACCUACGGACUCAGCUGCAGGACAUGCAGAGAGCACUGGAGACCAAGGACGGUCAACUGGAGGAGCACAAGAAAAGGAUAGAAGAGGAGCUACAACAUAAAAGUGUGCUUGAAGAACAACUAAAUGCAAAGGCUUAUAUGGAGUUGCUAGCAAAACUCGACGGAGCUCUGAGCGAAAAAGGACAGCAGGCCACCAACUACUGCGACUCGGCCUGGAAGAUCCAAGAGCUCCUGACCAAGCUAAAGGAGGCAGAGGAAGAGAGGAUUGAGUGUAAACGAGAAAGUGAAGAUCGGGCGAGACUAGCUGAGCAACUUGCCCAGGAGCUGAAGCUUCAGGAAGAGAAACUAAAAGAGAUGGAAAACAAACUGGACACUUGUAGCGACAAAGAACGAACAACCGCAAUGCAGCAGGCUGAUGAGCUGCAGAUGACCAUCAACCGCCUUCAAGGAGCACUUUCUCUGAAGGAGCGGGAAAUGGGGAACCUACGGACUCAGCUGCAGGACAUGCAGAGAGCACUGGAGACCAAGGACGGUCAACUGGAGGAGCACAAGAAAAGGAUAGAAGAGGAGCUACAACAUAAAAGUGUGCUUGAAGAACAACUAAAUGCAAAGGUGACUGAGUUGUCCUCCGUUGCCCAAAAGAUCCGGCAACUGGAGAAUCUAAACCAGCGGUUGACUUCGGAGAGUCAGAGCUUCCAAAUGCAAGCCAAGAAACUGGAAGAGUACAAGAACCAGUGCACAAGUUUAAUGGAGAUCAAUGCCAAGCUGAUCCAAACGGUGAAGAGAAAUGAAGAGAGCAGCAAGGAGCUGGUGCAAGCCAACAACACUCUAAAGAGAGAACUGAUUACCACACAGGCCUCUGAGAAGCAACUGAGAACCAGAUUAGAGUCCGCUGGACUGACAGUGGAGAACCAAAAUCUUGAGGAGUGCAUACAGAACUGCCAGAUGAACAGCGAGGAAACCAAAAUCGAACAACUUGGAGAGAAUAGUAUAUUAAGCCAGGAAGAACUAAAUGAGAGAGCUACAGUCCCCCAGGGGAACAAGACGGCGACUUCUAGUCUCCUUCGGGAGGCUAAUGAAUCCUCAAGAACUGAUCAUGGAGAAUCCACUUCUAGGUUGGCUCUGGCUGAGGCCCAACUUGAACUCAACAUGAAGGAGGUUUCCAGACUCCAGGAAGAGGUCAUGGAGCUCCGGGCGCUGCUAUUGGUGAGCUCAGAGGAGAAAAUAAAGAUCCAGGCUCUGCAGGAAGUGACGGAAGCCUCCAGAGAAGAUCUCCAUGCUCAGGCGGAGCAACUAAAGUCCCAGGUGGAAGAGCUAAACCGUAGGCAUUUGGAGGAACUGCUGCGUUGCCGAGAAAGAGAGGACUCUCUGGUAAAGGAGAGGGAUAUGGAGGCCCAUGUGCGGGCAGAAAUCCAAACGAACCUGACUGCCGUGAGGGAAGAGCUUCACGUGUUGAAGACGCAGAACAGCAUGCUUGCGCUUGAGAACGGAGAGGCUCGUGAGGCCUUUCACAGGGCCAACACUGAGACAGCAGAGCUUGGGGUUCACGUUUGCAUGCUGACAGGACAGAACGAGGAGUCUCAGUUGCGAUGGGAAGAGCUUUCUACUAAACUGCAGGAGCUACAGAUGGAGGCACAGGAAGAGGUGGAAACUCUAAGUGAUUCAAUGGAGGCCUUGAGAAAAGAUAAUGCAAGACUCCAAGAGCAGCUAAAGCAGACUGAAGGACUCCCAGAAGCCAUGCAGAAGUUGCAGGAAAGACUUGAACAGGUGGAAGAAGAAGCCAAAAGUGUCCAAAAGAUCCGACAAAGGGAAGUGGACAAACUGAGGUCCCAGUUGAGCAAUGAAGCUGCGCACGAUCAAAAUCAAGUGCAGGGUCUAAAUGAGGAACUGGAUGCACUGAGGAAGAGGCUGGAGAAUGAAGUCGAGAAAGUCUCAAGUCUUGAGUCCAAAGUUUUGGAGCUUGAGUCUGCCAACAGUGAUUACAGUCAGAUGAUCGAAAAGAAAAAUGCCCUCUUCGGUGAUUCUGAAACUAUAAUUAAUCAGAAAGAGGAACAGAUAAAAGGCCUUAGAGUGGACUUAACAAGAGCUGAGGAGGAACUGGCUCUUACUCAGCAGUCCUGUAAUGAACUGGGUGUAAACUUAAGCAGAAGUGUGAUGGAGAAGCAAGCCAUUGAACUGAAGAUGUCUGCUGAGAUAGAUGACCUUUAUCGUACCAAAAAGAAUCUGGAAGAGAGGCUUAUUGAGCUCAUAAGGGACAAAGAUGCUUUAUGGCAGAAGUCUGAUGCACUGGAGUUUGAACAGAAACGGAGGGCUGAGGAACAGACAGACAGAGACGUCACAUACUGUCUGAGCUGCCGCAACCACUUCACCUGGAUGCUGCGCAAACAUAGCUGCAGGUUCUGUGGGCGCCCAUUCUGUUACUACUGCCUUGUUAAUGAUGCAAGUGUCCACCAGGGCGGCAGCAGCAUGCGCUGUUGUAAGGACUGCUUUAAUCAGCGCAGUUCUGGACGUGGGGACCUGGGCAGUCCUUUACGUUCAGCCCACAGCCCAAUAUCAAGCCCCACGCGAACCAGCACACCUGGUGUCCCAGGGGCACUGAAGUCCCCUCGGCCUGAUGACACAGCAUAUGACAUCAUCACACAAGAGGAAGUGAACUGUGUCCAUGACAGUGACUCUUUAUACUACACCGCUGUGCUGCCCUCAGAGACACAACAGCUAAGCAGCAGUGACAUCACCAGCACAGAAGAUUCAGACGAGCUGAUUGGCUCCGUUCAGGACGCUGAGAUCUGCCUGUUAAAAUCUGGAGAGAUGACGUUCUGA